Molecule: messenger RNA, 2362 nt
Organism: Porites evermanni
Lineage: Eukaryota; Metazoa; Cnidaria; Anthozoa; Scleractinia; Poritidae
Source: the annotation of a GenBank genome assembly
AUGUGUACUCAUGGGCAGGCUGCCGCAAAAGGUUUGUCAGUUCCUCCACUGGGACCAAAAGAAGCAACAGCAAAUAAACGGGAAUUCACAGAGGAGCAACUCAAGGAGGGGCAACAUGUUAUAGGCCUUCAAAUGGGAACCAACAAGUUAGCUUCGCAAGCUGGUGAUCACUUUGGCCGCCCAAGGCAGGUGGCUGGAGUAGAUGCAUACAAAUAAACAUCUGCGAAGGUCAUCGCCAAUUGACAGCACAUGACGAUCAUAAACAUACUUAUUAUUUUUGGUUGGAAUGAUAUUUUUUAACCACUUUUUGAUCACUGACAGAGAGUAGUUCCAUUAGGUUGACCAUAAAUUUUCACCCUGAUUUUCACUCUAUCAACACUGAUUAACACUGAUUUGUGCAUUUCUUGUUUUAAUGAUCUUAGUAGGUGAUUUAGAAAUGCAUGUUUUUAGUUAAGUAUAAGUGAAAAUAAAUUCAAACGAAUAUUAAGCAUAAACGUUAGAAAGUUGAGCUAAUUAGGAUGGGCAUUUGAAGUUAAAAUAAUCCCUGAUUAUAAUUUUGAAAGGUUUCUUGAUAAGGUCCCAGAACAAACUUUUUUCAAAGACUCAGUGAGAGUUUUUGCUAAUGUUAUUAGCAGAUCGGUUUGUGCCUGUACUGUUCAAUGUUAAAAGAAAUCUUAAUGAAACUGAAUACUUAAAACAUAGUACAACCUUCGAAAAUGUCAGUAAUAAGAGUUUCAUUACAAUGAUACUUCAUUUGAUCGGUUAUAUGUUAAUGUUGACUAUUGACAUUGUUAUGCAUGAGUUAAAAUAGAUAAAUUUAAUAACGUAUUUGUUAGUAAUGCUUUUGAAUUGUCAUUCAGUCGGUUUUGCUGGUUUUUGCGGGAAGGCAUUUAGUUAGCUAUGUUGUUAACACAGUAUUUGAAUACUAAUGCAUGCCACUUUUUUAUUAACUUAUUAAAGCAUUGUUACUAGUAAUCUUUAUACUUACAGUUAAUCAAGUGCAAUAAAGUGGGACAUAAAUAUACUAGUGUAUUUGUAUGAUCAUUCUUUUUAAAAUAAGAAAAAAAUGAAAAGCAAUGAAAAGACUGGAGGGUUUUGUUUGAGCUUGAGUUGUGAAAAGUGCAUGCUUGUGUUUGAUUUGUUAAAGAUACAUAAAGCCGCUCCAAGUUUUACAUACUCAUGACCUAAAAAGUGAUAAAUAUACAAAUUUUUAUCGUACACCAAGCUUAAGUUUUUCAUCUGCUUAUCCUGACCGUUGCGGUAUGCCCAUCCUCAUUAUGUCACGACAUGAUCAACACUGAUGACUCGGUCAUUUUAAGGUAAGUCAUUCUUUUCAUUUCAUUUCAUUUCACUUACUGGCAGGUAUUUCUGCCUAUAACAACAUACCCAACUAGAAACAGCAUUUAGAUUUUGUCACACUCUUGUUUAAGGAUUUCAUUGCACACCAAAUUAUGACAUAAUAAAAUGACAUAUAUUACACAUUCAAUUUCUGAUGUUUUGAAACUAUUCAGUUUGACUUUAUAUCACAUAUGUUAACAACUUGGCUUCUGUGAUAUGGUGGAACCAUCAGUAGCUAUACACUUAAGUAAUGCAAGCCUUUUAAGAGGCUUGCAUCAACUAUGAAGUCUUAAUUUAGACAAGCCAAAAGUGUAUAGAGCAGAAGUUCCAAUGAUACCACAAACUGCCACUUAUACUGCACUCUUGGCUUAUACAUCUUUGUAAGAGGUUUUUGGAGGGCUUAUAAAUAGAGGCUCAUAUCUGAGGGGGGCUAUAAGAGAAAUAGAAAGAGCUCUUUCAAACAGGCUACAGUAGGGCUGAUCAAAGUACCUUUUGCAUUUAGUUGUUUUUAAUUAAGCCUCAAAACGUCAAAAUAAAUAGAAUUUAUAUCAAUACAUUUGGAGGGGGCUUACAGUUAUAUUAAUUUUUUGUUUAUAGGUAGAUUUAGCCUCCCACGCAGACAUUUUUAGGGGAGGUUGUAUUUUGUUCCUCACUACAGAGGGAGCAAUGAAAUAUGAGCUCCCCUAAAAAGGAAUGCAUGGGAGGCUAAGGUAGAUGGUUCAAUAACCAGGGGUGCUUAUGAGUGGGGGAGCUUAUUAGCGGCAGUUUAUGGUAAUUACAUAGCUUAGAUUUUGAUUUAAUUGAUUAUAACUCCUUUUUUUUUCAGGCUGGUGCCAAAGGCUUGCAGGUCCCUUGUCUUGGACCCAAAGAAGCUGACGCUAAUAAGCGUGAAUUUACUGACGAACAACUCAAGGAGGGUCAAAACAUUAUAGGCCUGCAGAUGGGAAGCAAUAAAGGAGCAUCGCAGGCUGGAGAUCAUUUUGGUCGUCUCAGGCAAAUCGCUGGUGAUAAAGCUUACAGCUAA